Molecule: messenger RNA, 1314 nt
Organism: Thunnus maccoyii (southern bluefin tuna)
Lineage: Eukaryota; Metazoa; Chordata; Actinopteri; Scombriformes; Scombridae
Gene: tcta
Product: T cell leukemia translocation altered
Exons: 4
Coding region: 652-957 (101 amino acids)
Source: RefSeq, a predicted model, not a curated record
UUAUAAGAAACAUUACGAGAGGUGAAUGCGUCUUGCUGAGCAUAAUUUAACUUACGUAAACUAUUAGCGUAGAUAAUAAACAAGUUGAGUAUAUAUUGAUUAAAGUCAAAUUGAUCAGGCUUAUACGAGGACAGCUACGUGUUAGUGUUUUCAACGGCUGCUGUCACUGCAAACAAUCAUGACGAGUCACCAGUUAACACGGUCACUCCUUGAACCAAAACACAUGGACACAGUAUUGUGAAUUGAAAAAUACAUAAAGUAUUUUUGGGGUGUUUUGGUGAUUUAAUCAAACGUAUUGAACACCGUCUCCAAUAAAUAUCUCUGAAUUUAAUCGCUUUCCAUGAUCAAACUCGCCAUCUUAGCCAAGACAAUUUCACAGACAGCCGACGUAGCUACUAGCUAACUUAAUUAUUGUGUCGGUUUGAGAACAAAACGUUCCGUGAUUCGUCGUUAAUAAGUAGAUGUAUAGUAGAUACCGAAAUACUUUUGUAUAGCAAUUAUUGAACAUAUAGCUUAUCUGAAAAAGAAAUGUUAGCAUUUUUUGUUGGAUCUUCAUAGUUGUGAGCUAGCGGGGCUGCGCUACGUAACCUACGUCAUCUCCUAUUCUUCAACCGCUGACACAAACAUCGUAACGCCGGAUAAGCUGACACUAUGGAGGAACCGUGGGACUUUGAGUUUUUAUCCCGCAUCGCCGACAGCUGCUUGUCGUUUCUCUCCGAGUUUGUGGACGACUGGCUCGCCAACGACAUGAGAGUCUCCAUAUUCAAAAUCUUAUUAAGCUGGUUAAUUUUUAGUCUCAUCGCGAUUCAUUUUGCAUGGAAGGUCUACGGGGAUACAGUGAACGAUAUGUAUUAUCGACAAGGGACUGGACAAAACGGAGGCACACCUGAUACUGUACCUCACCUGAGUGGAUGGGAAAGCACAGCAGGAGACACCCUGAAGACUCAUCGAGAUUGACAGGACAAUGGUCUUCAGAUUUUAUCCAAGUGCAAGCUGGACAGUUAACAUCUCCCAGAGACACUGAAUGCACCCUCAAGUUUACUUAAAGAAAAAGCAUCAUCAUCAAUGCAUUCUGGAUGGACAAACUUACUGACAGCUGUUCUUAGAAAUACCCAUUGUCACUUUUCAUGCAUGCCAACAGUGUCAUACAGGUAUCUGCAUAAUUGACCUCAUAGCAUCUGUGAGAUAUUUAUUGUGACCUGUCAACACUGGUCUUUGAGCAGAAGUUUAUUCUGCAUACCUGAAUUUUUCAUUUUGGCUUCAUGGUCUACGUUCUCUCCAUAUCUUGCAAGACGUUACAAAUAUGAAACAUAU